Molecule: messenger RNA, 501 nt
Organism: Acanthosepion pharaonis
Lineage: Eukaryota; Metazoa; Mollusca; Cephalopoda; Sepiida; Sepiidae
Source: the annotation of a GenBank genome assembly
AUGUCUCUUUUGUACUUGCCUAUGUUCCUCCCGAUGUUCGUGCCGGAUAAACCAUUUCUCUCUCUCUCUCUCUCUCUCUCUCUCUCUCUCUCUCUCUCUUUCUUUCUCUUGGAUGUGUGUCAUUCGGCCUAUACAGCAUCUCCGACUUCAUUGUUCUUUCAUUCAUUUAUUCGUUCGUUCGUUCUUUCUUUUUCUUUCCUUCCUUCUUUCUUUCUUUUUUCUUUGCUUCUUUCUUUUUCUUCCAAUCUUUCUUUUUCUUUCUUUCCUUCUUUCUUUCUUUUUCUUUCCUUCUUUGCUUACUUUAUCAAUUACUUGCCUCUCAUUUUAGAUAUCCCACUCUCUCUCUCUCCCUCUCUCUCUUUCUCUCCCUCUCUCUCUUUCUCUCAUUCUCUCUCUCUCUUUUUCUCUCUCUCUCUUUCUUUGUUUCUGGCUUUCUCUUCUUUUAAUCAUACUUUGCCUAUGUCUCCUUUUCUCUUUCUGUCAAUGCAUGUACGGCUUUAA